AGAUAUGCCUAUACGAGCCUCAAAUGCUAGACGUGAAUACGCUGAUCAGUAAAAGUCAAGAAUAAGAUAAUUCAGUUUUUCACAAACGUUCAAUAUGAUCUGACUAGUAUUAUAGGCCUUAUAUGUGCAUUUUCAUCUCAUCUUAUCACGUGAUCUCGUUCAUGCUCUCAUGUCUCUAGUCUCUAGCAUCUCAGCAAUAUCGUCUUGUACACAAAUCUCUGGACAUGAGUAAUAUUACGUGCCUGUGGGUAUAGGAUUCUCGAUGAGAGUGGCGCCAUUUUGUGAUGGGCGUGCAUGCACACAGUCGGCCGACAGAACAUUCAUCUGACAAGUGGUUUUCACGUGAAGUAUCUAAGCAUACCUCGGGUCUCACACCAAGAUCCCUUUAUCGGCUUCUAUGUAGACUUACUGCACUUCAGAGUACAUGAAAUGCCAGCCAAGCCAUCACCCGAAGACACCAAACUAAUGUUCGAUGUGGCCAAGAGGAUAGAAGCUACCAACGAUGGGCUCAGUGACUUCAGGAACGUUUGCCGCGAUCAGAAACACAUUAGGGCUUUUGACUACCAAAAGAAAAGGGCAUUCGACAUCAUCCAAGAGCUCAAGAGGAAGAUGAUAGUACAACCGGGCAAGUUUGACAAGUUUGUGGAGAUACUUGAAAUCAUCGGAAGGGCAGAUGUCAUCAAGAUGCUUCCAGGUUAUGAAGACUAUGAAUCAAUGAAAGGAGUGAAUAAUAAUCAAGUUAAUAAGGACACCAUGAUGUCUACACCGCGGAGGAAUGAAACCAGCUUAGACGGCUCUUUACCAUCUUCCGAUUCUCCAAGUGAUACAGGUAGGGUGACGGAUAUAGAACUCUUAAACCUCUCGGAUAACAUCUCACCAGAUUGUGUUCGUCGCCUUGGUAUAUUCCUUGGUAUACCUCUUCCAAAGAUUGAAACGAUAAUGGAACAUGGAGAAACUCUUGAUUUGCUAUUCCAUUGGAGAAAAGAUGUACCAGAACGAGAACAACGGCAAAAACUUCACCAAGCAUUGAAAGAGGCACAUCUGGUGAAUGCCUUUGUACAUGGUUUAGGAGACGGAAACAAUUCAUCACCUGAAGAUAAAAGUCCUCUCAGCAGAUCUUCCAUUAUUUCAGACAAGAUUCUCAGUGGGUUAGCUGGGAGAAUGGGUGAAAGAUGGUCCCACUUCGGCAUUCAACAUCUAGGCAUGUCAAAGAAUGACAUUGAUCGUUUUAAAAACAGAAGAUCAUGCAUGGAUGACGAAAUAUUCGCCAUGUUACAUGAGUGGCGUCAACGUAAUGGUAAAGAUGCAACGAUCGGGAAACUACUAGAUUUAAUGAAAUCGAGUCCUUACUGCUCACCGGACACCAGUGACUUUAUUCUAGAACAACUACCGAUCGAUGUACCCGGGGAUCUUCCUCAGUGAGGAUUGCAAAGGACAGCGACCUACAAUGUUGGACCGACUAGAGACAAAUACCAUGGUGAUCAGUGAAUGUUCAACAAUUCCAGGAUGAUUGCUUGUGAAACCUUAUAUCUGAACGUGACAGUUACUAUUAUUAUUCAUUUUUUAAUUAUUAAUUUGUUUUCAAAUGUGCUGUAUUUAAUUGCAAAGUGAAACCAACAUUUCAUUUGCGAUCAAAUAUAUUUUGGAGCCUGAAAUCGUCCAGUUCAUUCAUCGGAAAUCCACAUUCGGCAUGUUAUAUAUUAUUUUGCGUGUAUUCAAUUUCAUUUUCAUUGAGAAAUACCACGCAUUAUGCGAACAUUGGAACGGGAACUGUUUAGCUCAUUCUCAUUCUUUGUACAAUCUUGCCACUUAUGAUAUUGAAAUAUGUAUUUCAUGUAUUAAUUUAUUUUCUAUUUCUAUACAAUUAUUUUUGAAGGUGGAUUUGUAUUCAUUAUUCAGAUAUAUAAUGAAGUUAUUUAGUUGAAUGUGUGAUUCAUUGAAGUUCAACACCGCGGUGAGAAGAUAAAGUUUAGACCUGGCUAAUAAACUUGUCAAUAUUUAGUAAAUUAUAAGAGCAUGGGUGGCGAUCUAAGGAGGGGGGGGGGGGAGAUGGGUCUCGAAUUUAGAAUUUCGUACAGCAAUCUAUGCUUGGAGAUGUUUGUGUCGCACAUGCACCGAUCACCAUCCCCGACCCCCCCCCCCCGAAAUCGCCGCGAGUGUUUUGUUCUGAGCAAGUUUGAGAUAAUUUUUGUGAAUUAUUAUAUUUAAAAAAAUCAUGCAAAGAAGUCGUUGCAAAAAUCAACUGACGCAUCUGUCGUGAAUUGUGACAACACAAUAUUGUUGUAGUCACCCACCAAUAUAUGCUUAAAGGUCAAGUCCACCCCAGAAAAAUGUUGAUUUGAAUAAAUAGAGAAAAAUCAAACUAGUAUAACGCUUAAAAUUUCAUCAAAAUCGGAUGUAAAAUAAGAAAGUUAAGACAUUUUAAAGCUUUGCUUAUUUAUUGAUAUAAUAUAAUAUAUAGGGUAUUUAUAUUGCGCACAUAUCCACCUUAUUAGGUGCUCAAGGCGCGCUCCUAUAUUACCCGGCUAAGCUAGGCGUUCAUAGCGCACACAGUUUUUUAAGGAAUUACUUCCUAGCGGUAACCAUUUACCUCACCUGAGUUGAGUGCAGCACAGUGUGGAUCAGUUUCUUGCUGAAGGAAAUUGCGCCAUUGCUGGGAUUCGAAUCCACGACCCUCUCUUUUUAUUGAAAUCAAAUUUUUGUUGGGGUGGACUUGUCCUUUAACAAAACAAAGUGUCUAGUGGUUUUGAAAACUUUUAUAUUAAUCGAGUGUCGUGUACAGCUAUAUCCAUGACUAUUCUCGAGUGCCCCAUUUUCGUUUGAAAUGUGACUGUGCGAUCUAUAUUUUAACUUUGUAUAUACAUUUCUUUAAAAAAUAACAAAUCAAAAUGUAAAUCUUUGACUUCUACAUUUCAAUGUCAUUUUAAUAAUUCAAUAUAAUGAUGCCAAAAAUGUAGGUCUGUAUUAAAGUAUUGUUAAACGUCCCAAUCUAUAAACUCGAUCUACGUACAUAUUUGACAUAUCUUUUUAUUCUAAUUGAGCUAUAUUGAUCGAUUUGGUAAAGGUAAAUCAUAGUGAUGAAUUUUUUUAAGUGUAUCAAUCAGUCUGUAUUGUUUUUUUGUUCCGUAGAUCUCAGAAUGAUAAAUGAUAAAUUUGAUCGAAAAGUCACAACGUGCGUUUAUAUGAACGAAAUAAACUUGCGUUUUAUCAUCUUCAAGAAAAUUGUGAAUGCACUAUCUCGCCAAAAUAUAUUGGCACCCCGAUGAGGUUUUGUGAAUAAAAAGCUAAAACGAGUGGGGUUAAGAACUUGAGAGACAAUCAUUUUACCGGCAAUAAAAGAUGUUUCUCAAGCUCUUAUUCAAUUCAGGAUUUGCUGACGGCCAGAUAGUUUCGUAUUUGAAAUUUUCAUUGCAAAGACAGAGGGGGAGAAAACUUGACCUACAUACAUCAUUAUAGUCCACCAUGAAGUACUUUACAUGUGUUAAAUUAAUGGUGUUAGUACAUGUUCUCUUGUUAAAUGGACAUUAAUUGAUGCUCUAUUCGAAUUCCUUUUGGUACAUAACACUAUUGAUUUCACAGUUUAUAUGUAUAGCCAUAUGUAAUUAUUAUAAUAAAUUUAUGCUUAAUACACAUUACAUACAUUAUCAUUCCAUUCCACCUAAAUAUGGAUGUGUAAGGUAGUGAUUUGUCUCCGUUGAUUUGGACAAUGAAAUUAUUUGCAUGACUCCGAAAUCCGUCAAUAAAUAUAAAGUAAGCCGUCAUUAGUCCAUGCAGGUUGUAUGUGUUUAUUCACAAAUGAAAUCAUUAAAUGUUAUUCAAUGUUCUGAAACUAUUCUUACAGAGUACUAAAAUAAAAUAUAUACAGUACCAAACUAAACUGCCUUCUGUUGUUUUUAAUUAAAAUCUUUUAAACGACCUAAUAAAGUCUCAAGCACAAGA
Lytechinus pictus (painted urchin) is the source of this 3939-nucleotide messenger RNA. RefSeq lists its product as uncharacterized. The coding region runs from base 295 to 1422 and encodes 375 amino acids. Gene Ontology annotation, molecular function: protein binding. The transcript has 6 exons. Lineage: Eukaryota; Metazoa; Echinodermata; Echinoidea; Temnopleuroida; Toxopneustidae. The record is from RefSeq and is a predicted model, not a curated record. Gene Ontology annotation, biological process: signal transduction; regulation of apoptotic process.